AAAUCCUGUUCCACUCUAAGACCCGAACUUUCUUACUUUAAUACCGGUCAGAUACUCUGGCAUGCUUUCCAAAAGGCUUUCCCGGGUUGGCGAUUCGUGUAGCUUCCAUCCGCGGCUAUAUUCUUCCCGAAUACUACAGUCACGUGAUAAAAACCUCCGACGGGCCGGGCCGAGGCACGGAGGACGGCACACACUUCGCAUAUCGCCUAAAAGUGGGGAUAUAAAGCAGGCAAUCGCCUCUCCGCCAAACAUCUCCCCGAUAAUCCUUUAACCAUAACAUUAUUCCUAUCAUGUCUUUAACUGGCUCUCAAAUUACAGCCCGAUCGUUGAAGAACCUCGGGGUGACGGUGGUGUUUGGGAUCGUGGGCAUCCCGGUUGUUGAGGUCGCUGAGGCGAUUAUCGCGGAAGGCAUCCGCUUUGUGGCUUUCCGCAACGAGCAGUCCGCUUCCUACGCGGCUAGUGCUUACGGAUACUUAUCCGGGACUCCCGGGGUGUUGCUCGUCGUUGGUGGCCCCGGCGUGGUGCACGCUUUGGCCGGGGUGUUCAACUCCAAUACAAACCGAUGGCCCUUGGUAGUCUUGGCUGGCUCCUGCUCCUCAGACGAAGCUUACAAGGGAGGGUUCCAGGAGCUUGAUCAGGUGACCUUCAUGUCUCCGCAUACAAAGUUUGCAGGAAAACCCGGCUCGUUGCGGCACCUCCCGCGAAUCAUCGAAAAGGGUUACAGAUCAGCGUUCUUCGGCAAGCCAGGCGCUACCUACAUUGACUUGCCGGCGGAUAUCAUCCAGGGAGCCACGUCCGAAAAGAUUAAUUUUGGCUACGUCGAGCGGUUGCUCGAGGCGCCAAGAUCCAUGGCCGAUCCCAACAGAGUAGAGGCCGCUGCACGUCUCCUCGCAGGUGCUAAGCACCCAUUGGUGGUGGUUGGUAAGGGUGCUGCGUACGCAAAUGCGGCUGCGGAGAUCCAGAGGCUUGUCAACGACUUCAACCUUCCGUUUUUGCCCACCCCGAUGGGGAAGGGUGUGGUUUCGGAUGACUCAGUCUUGAACUUUUCCUCCGCCAGAUCGCAGGUGUUGGCACAAUCUGACGUAAUUUUGUUGAUUGGCGGGCGGCUUAACUGGAUCUUGCACCACGGCGAGGCGCCAAAGUUCUCCCCGGACGUUAAAUUCAUCCAGAUCGACCUCCACGCGGAAGAAAUUGGGACCAACGCUCCGCAUUCCGUCCUGUACGGUUUGCUUGGGGAUAUCCGACUCGUGGCGGGCCAAUUGCACCGGGAAUUAAAGUCCCACGAGGCGAAAUUCUCGAUCAAAAACGAAUGGGUAACUGCCAAGCAGAAGAACGUUGAAAAGUUGGCAGCCAAGGAAUCUGCCACCACUGCCAGCGAUGAGCUUUUGCGCUACAAUAGGGUAUACCGUAUUGUCAAAGACGAAUACGCGCAGUUGUUUGCCCAAGGGAAGGUGUUCCUUGUAACCGAGGGUGCCAACACCAUGGAUGUAGCGCGUGUUGCGUUUGGCUCCACCACCCCGAAGUCACGUUUGGAUGCGGGCACCAAUGCGACGAUGGGGUUGGCUAUUGGCUAUGCCAUUGCCGCUAAGAUUCAUUCCCCGGAGAAGGUGGUUCUCUCCGUGGUGGGGGAUUCCGCGUUUGGAUUCUCGGGCUUGGAGAUCGAGACCGCAAUCAGAAGCGGGUUGCCGCAGAUUGUCGUGGUUAUGAACAACAGCGGUAUAUACCACGGGGAGCUUGAUGAGGUGUACACUGUCCGUGGAGACAAGCAGUUGCCUCCCACCGUUUUGGGCCAGGACACCCGGUAUGAUAUCUUCUCACGUGCCUUGGGGGGUAACGGAGUGUUAGUGAAGACUGAAAAAGAUUUGGUUGAAGGGUUACGUUUCGCUUUGGAGAAUUAUAAGAAGAAUGAGACAACCAUUUUGAACGUCUUGAUUGAUAGGGGUGUGGGUGGGAAGAUUGGGUUCGGCUGGCAGAAGAAGGGCAGUGGGAAGUUGUAAUGGAUAAUAAUUGUGCGUGCAAGAUAGAACAUUUUCAGUUAUUGUCUAGUUUUUUUUUUCUUUGUCUCUCUCAGCUUGAUAUUUUUUAUUGUAAAACUGUUUUAAUUGAUGUUUAUAUGUUCAAUGACAAGCAAUUGCUCCCC
Messenger RNA from Babjeviella inositovora NRRL Y-12698, 2140 nucleotides. RefSeq lists its product as uncharacterized. Gene Ontology annotation, molecular function: catalytic activity; magnesium ion binding; thiamine pyrophosphate binding. The record is from RefSeq and is a predicted model, not a curated record. The coding region runs from base 291 to 1997 and encodes 568 amino acids. Lineage: Eukaryota; Fungi; Ascomycota; Pichiomycetes; Serinales. Gene Ontology annotation, cellular component: peroxisome. Gene Ontology annotation, biological process: fatty acid alpha-oxidation. The transcript has a single exon.